AUGGCCGCUGUGACGUAUCGUGAAAUUGAUUGUUAUAUUGUGGACAAGACAGCAAGUUUUGUGGCAAGAAAUGGACCUGAAUUUGAAUCGAGAAUCCGACAGAAUGAGAUCAACAAUCCAAAGUUCAAUUUCUUGAACAAUGGCGAUCCAUACAAUGCCUACUUCCAGCACAAAGUUAAAGAAUUUAAAGAAUCACUAGGCAAAGGUGCUGAGCUGGCUAUUACACCAUUUCCUUCUGCUAUUACUCCUGCACCUCAAAAGCCCAAACCUUUGAUGCAGCAACAGGUUACAAUUCCUGAAUCAAUCAUUCCUAAAGAACCACCACCAGAGUUUGAAUUCAUGGCUGAGCCUCCAAGUAUUUCAGCAUUGGAUCUGUAAGUCCUAACAUUAUUAAC
Exaiptasia diaphana is the source of this 395-nucleotide messenger RNA. RefSeq names its product splicing factor 3A subunit 1-like. The coding region runs from base 1 to 378 and encodes 125 amino acids. NCBI's taxonomy places the organism in Eukaryota, Metazoa, Cnidaria, Anthozoa, Actiniaria, Aiptasiidae. Gene Ontology annotation, cellular component: U2-type prespliceosome; catalytic step 2 spliceosome; U2 snRNP. Gene Ontology annotation, biological process: regulation of alternative mRNA splicing, via spliceosome; mRNA cis splicing, via spliceosome. The record is from RefSeq and is a predicted model, not a curated record. Gene Ontology annotation, molecular function: RNA binding. The transcript has 5 exons.